Molecule: messenger RNA, 717 nt
Organism: Hansenula ciferrii
Lineage: Eukaryota; Fungi; Ascomycota; Saccharomycetes; Phaffomycetales; Wickerhamomycetaceae
Product: mismatch-specific DNA-glycosylase
Exons: 1
Coding region: 1-717 (238 amino acids)
Biological process (GO): base-excision repair, AP site formation
Molecular function (GO): mismatch base pair DNA N-glycosylase activity
Source: RefSeq, a predicted model, not a curated record
AUGGAUAACUUCAAGAAUUUAACAGAAAAGUUUGCUUACAAAGAGAAUGAAAACACAGUAAUUCGGCCAGUAUCUCUAAGGACAAGUCCAAGAAAGAAAGUUGCGAAUUCAUCUUUGCCUCAUAAGAUUCAAAAGAAAACAUCCAGUUAUAAAUAUCACAAGUCAGAGUUGUUAUACAAGCACUUAGAUCCAUUGCCAGACUUGUUGGAUUACAAUUUAAAGCUAGUGUUUUGUGGGUUUAAUCCAGGUAUAAAAUCUGCAGAGAUUGGUCAUAGGUAUGGUCAUAAAUCCAAUGAUUUUUGGAAAAUCAUCCAUGAAGCAGGUAUAGUUGAUACAAAAUUAACACCAGAGGAUGAUGAAUCUAUGCCCAAGAGAUUUAGGAUUGGAUUUACUGAACUCGUAAUGAGACCAACAAAGAAUAUUGAAGAAAUACCAGCUAUAGAAAUGCAACAUAAUGUCCCAAGAUUGAUCAAUACAAUUAAUACUUAUAAACCUAAAGUUCUUUGUCUUGUUGGUAGAGGUAUUUGGGAUAGUAUAUCGAAACAUACAAACAAUAGUAAGACGAAAAAAUUUACAUGGGGGUUACAAGAUCAAAAAAUUUUCAAUUGUAAAUGCUUUGUUGUUCCUUCAACAUCAGGUUUAGUAACAAUCCCAAGAAUCAAAAAGUUAGAAUAUUGGAAUGAUUUGAAGAAACUUGUUGAAGAAUCUGAUAAAUAA